UGCAGAUGGGGAAACUGAGGCCUAGAGAGGUCAAGGCUGAGGAAUGGGAUGGGAGCGUGAGUGAGGAGGGUGAUCGCAGGACCUGUAUACAGGAAGCCCUCGGUCUGGGCCAGCCACAGUCUUGGUUGGCCUGAGUGGAGGGGGGUGGCGCCUGGAGCCAUCUGGACGGGGCUGUACCAGCAGGGGUCCAAGCAGCACCUGGAGCUCGGAACCAGAACCCGGAACCCAUCUGGACUCUGGUGCCUGGUAGCUGGCUGUGGCCAAUCGGAGGCCGGGAAUGCCCCGUCCCCCUGCUGUGUUUAUGAAGCAAUAAUCCAAGGUCUUCCCCAGGAGGUGGGGUCAGGAACCGCAUGUUUCUUUGUGGCCCAGACUGGCGGGGGCCACCUUCAGACCCUCAGGAGUUCAGUGCAGGGUGACCCUGCUUCCCAGCCUCCCGGAGGGCAGACAGAGGGGGGGCGGAUGGGGAGAGCACCAUCUACCACCUCCAGGGAGGCUUCCAGGUCUCUGGAAACCCGUGAAUGAGCCAGACACCAGCCGCCGUUGCCCGGUGCCUGGCGUGAGAAGGAGGCACCGCUGGCAUGCCCUCAGCCUGAGCACGGCGGCCCCCGCCCCCACCCCCCGCCACCCUGCACUGUCCCGGCUCCCCUGAGGCCCCCACACUGCAGUGCGGCCAGGCCCCCUCCCCGCAGGGGCCGCCCCUGCCGCCCACGUCUGGUGCCCGGGGCGGCCCGGCCCGCAGGGCCAUGAAGCUGCAGGCGGUGAUGGAGACACUCCUGCAGCGGCAGCAGCGGGCACGCCAGGAGCUGGAGGCCCGGCAGCCCCCACCGCCCCUGCCGCCCGAGCUGCCUGCCGGCCCCCCGGCACGGGCCAGGGCUGCCCCGGACGAGGACAGAGAGCCAGAGAAGGCCCGGAUGCAGCGGGCCCAGAUGGCCGCGCUGGCCGCCAUGCGGGCCGCUGCUGCGGGCCUCGGACACCCGCCCAGCCCCGGCGGCUCUGAGGACGGGCCCCCCGGCCUGGAGGACGAGGACACGGCCCGGGAAGGGGCGCCAGGCUCACCUGCAGCCCCGGGCCGAGGCCGGGAGGCACCAGGACGUGCCGAAGGUGAUGAGCACUUGGAGGACGCGGGCUCCGACGGCGACCUGAAGCCAAAGUGGGAGGAGGAGGAGGAGGAGGAGGAGGAGGAGGAGCUGGAGGAAGAGCUGGACGAGGAGGAGGAGGACGAGGAGGAGGAGGACGAGGAGGAGGACGAGGACGAGGAGGCGGAGUACGAGGACGAGGAGGGGCUGGGGCCCCCGGGCUCUUCCGGCCUGGGUUCCGCGGCUCUCAUCCCCCGCAGGGCCCCGCCGUCCCAGGCUUUCCGGGGUGACGGCGGGCCCCGGGUGCUGGGCAGCCAGGAGCGCCCAGGGGCCGGCCUGGCCCACGCUGGAGGGGCCGCCCACGUGGCGCCCCAGCUGCAGCCGCCAGACCACGGGGACUGGACGUACGAGGAGCAGUUCAAGCAGCUCUACGAACUGGACGGGGACCCCAAGAGGAAGGAGUUCCUGGACGACUUGUUCAGCUUCAUGCAGAAGCGAGGGACGCCCGUGAACCGCAUCCCCAUCAUGGCCAAGCAGGUGCUUGACCUGUUCAUGCUGUACGUGCUGGUGACGGAGAAGGGCGGCCUGGUGGAGGUCAUCAACAAGAAGCUGUGGAGGGAGAUCACCAAAGGCCUCAACCUGCCCACGUCCAUCACCAGCGCUGCCUUCACCCUGCGGACCCAGUACAUGAAGUACUUGUAUCCCUACGAGUGUGAGAAGCGCGGCCUCAGCAACCCCAACGAGCUGCAGGCGGCCAUCGACAGCAACCGGCGGGAGGGCCGGCGCCAGAGUUUCGGGGGCUCCCUGUUCGCCUACUCGCCGGGCGGGGCCCACGGCAUGCUGUCCUCGCCCAAGCUGCCCGUGCCCUCCCUGGGCCUGGCCGCCAGCACCAACGGCAGCUCCAUCACCCCGGCCCCCAAGAUCAAGAAAGAGGAGGACUCAGCCAUCCCUAUCACGGUGCCCGGCCGCCUGCCGGUCUCCCUGGCGGGUCACCCUGUGGUGGCCGCCCAGGCGGCAGCGGUGCAAGCGGCGGCGGCCCAGGCGGCCGUGGCGGCCCAGGCGGCCGCCCUGGAGCAGCUUCGGGAGAAGCUGGAGUCUGGGGAGCCGCCUGAGAAGAAGAUGGCCCUCGUGACUGAGGAGCAGCAGCGGCUUGUGCAGCGGGCCCUGCAGCAGAACUUCUUGGCCAUGACGGCCCAGCUGCCCAUGAGCAUCCGCAUCAACAGCCAAGCCUGCGAGAGCCGCCAGGACUCGGCUGCGAACUUGACCAGCCCCAAUGGCAGCAACAGUAUUAGCAUGUCGGUGGAGAUUAACGGGAUCAUGUACACAGGAGUGCUGUUUGCUCAGCCACCGUCCGCUCCCAGCAAAGGCGGUGGUGGUGGCAGCCGGGGAGGGACCAGCGGGACCAGCAGCAGCAGCAGCAGCAGCAGCACGGGCAGCCAGGCCGGGCCGGCGGGCUUGUCCACACCUGCCACGUCUUCUACCUCAAAUAACUCAUUGCCUUAACCGCACCACUCCCCACCUGCCACCCCCCGCCCCUGCCUGGGUGGGGGGUUGAGGUGGGCCACGCAGGGGCCGGGACGGCGGAAGAUACGGGUGGGGAGGGGAGGUAUCCACAAAGGAGCCACAGCUAACGCCAAAAAGAAAAGAAAAAAAUAUAUACAUAUAUAUAUAUAAAGAAAAUUUAAUAAAACAGGGGAAAACCAAGGAACACUUGAAUUACUCAGGUUUCGGACAUUCAGAGACAUGAAUUGUGAGAACAGCAAAGGAAAUCGGAAAAGAGAGAGGCAUAUGUCUCCUAGGCUUUCCUGCAGCCCUGCCGGACCGACCGACCGACUGGGGUCUGGGGUCUGGGGUGUGUUUGGACCAGUUGCCAUGGGAGGCCAAUCCUGUUUACCUCAUACAUCUCUGCACUGUGUGUUUUCAUUUUUGUCUGUUUUUUUUUUUUUUUUUUUGCCUUUUUUUUUUCCCAUUCAUCACACACCACACCCAGCUCCUUGUGUUGAAUGAAACCCCUGAGCCACGAUCAGUAGAGUUUUUUUUCUCGUUGCUUUUUGGGAACUUUUUUUUUUUUUUUUUUAAGAAACAGUGAUACUCAAACUCUAUAGGGUUUUUAAGAGGUUUCGGGGUUUUGUUUUGUAAAUAAUCUAUUUUAUUCUUGGGGGAGGAAUCAAACCUUAGGAAAAGGAUAUAUAUAUAUAUAUAUAUAUAUAUCUAUAUAUUUGUGUUCAUUCAGGGAAACUGGACUUGAAAAUGCAAAAAAAAAAAAAAAAAAAAGAAAAGUAAUACCCUUUUUAUUUUCCCAUAACUGAUUCGGGUUCCUUGUGCGUUUCCUGUAGCGCAGUGGGCAGCUGGCAGGCCCAGAGCCAGGAGAGGUGAUGAACUCAGGUGCUACGGGGGGUGGGGGGGUGGGGGCGGGCGUGAAUUCAGACCGGUGACCGGCGAGGCGACCGUGACAUCCGUGGUCCUGUCUGCUCGCUGUGCUUUUCGUGCUGGUGCUGCAGAGGCCGGAAGUCUUAAGUAGAAAGCGCAGGGUGAAGGACCUCGGCGUGGGAGGGGGCUCCCUCCACCUGUCCAGCCCCCGGGCUCCUGUCUCAGGGAUGAAUGUGGCCUGGGGGCUCCCGAGUGAAAGGGCUACUCCGGGAGAUUAUCCAUACUGGGGACGGGGUGAGCCGGGCUUAGCUCAGGGCGAGGUUUUUGGGGCCACGGCAUCCUGAACCCCCCCCCCCCCCACAAUUCUCUUCUCCUUAACUGUCGCCUUUUUCUCUCUUGGCCCCUUUUGCUUGGGGCCACACCUCCCUGCAGGAACUAAAGUAACUGAAUGGAGACCACACCAGGUCCCCACACGCCCCGUCCUCCUGGUUAGAAGGUGGGUGUCGGGGGGGGGGGGCACCGCUGGAGGGAGGGGGUUAUUGCAGUGGCUGGUGAUGGGCCUCAGGAGGCGGCAGUGUCUGCCCCAGGCGGGUCUGGGGACUUUCUUGGCUGCCCUGCCGUCCCGUGUCCCCGUGGACCAGGUGGCGUUGGGUAGUGUUUUCACAUGGUGCGGGAUUUUCGUUUGGGGAGGGGGUGGCUGGGCUGUUCCCGGGGCGAGGCUGUACUCUCUACUUGGGCUCAGGAGCCCAGCUUCAGGAGGCUGAGGGGCAGUGCCAGCCUGGCGGCCUCCCAGCUUCCCCCACCCAGGCAUCACCCUGUAGCCUUGGAGACCUGGGGGCAGGGGGAGGUCCCGAGCCCCCCAGGUCUGGGUUUUCUGUUAUGUGGGGCUUUGGUGUGUGUUUGGAAGGCAACCCCUUUCUUUGGGAUAUCUCAGGGUCGUUGACACCCCCACACCCCACCCUUUCAGGAGUGGGUGGCAGGAGUGGGGUUUCCUCUCUGCUUUUCCUUCUAGAAGGUUCUGCCCUUCCCGUCUGUCACUGCAGCAGCACAAUCAUUGUGGGAGGGGGACCCCUUGUCCCCGGGCACAGUCGGGCUCCACGCGAGAACCUGGGAGCCCCUGCCCCUUCUCUCCUCCCGCCCCGAACUGCCCCGUGGGCGCCCUGGGCCCACGUGGAGGGGGGGGUGGGGUGGUCUGCAGCGCCUUCUUCCUACCUCAGGUCUGACUCUUGAUGCCAAAACCCAUGCCCGGGCCUGGCCCUCUGCGGCUGGCCCAGGGUCUCCGCAGGGACGUGCACCUGUCCCCUCCACUCCCCCCCCACCCCCGCCCGUGGGGCCCCUCCCCCUGGAAAGCCUGUGCGCCCGCUUUGUUCGUGCGUGUGCCGUGUGUCCACGUGUGUCUUGUGGGUGGUGUGGCCUCCCGGAUGUAACGCAGGGUGUGGCCCGCUGUUCCAGUGGUGACUGUAGGGACAGGUGGGGGCGGGGCUUGGGCGGGGCUCGGGGCCGGGUCCCACCCUCCAGGCCACAGCCGGGGCGGCUGUGGACCUGCGAGCCAGUGGGGCCCUCCCCUGCCUCUGCCUUAGGUGCCCGCGUUCAGCCGCCUGCCACUGCGGUCUCUGGGCUUAGGGAAGGGGAGGCUUUCUGGGGUGCGGAUGGGCACCCCCUUAUGCAAACGCGGGUGGGGAUGGGGGCGGCUGUGUCCUGGCUGGUGCACUGUUCGCUCCAGAGCGGGUGGACCCCAGACUCAGGGCGGAGAGGGGCUCCCUGGGGCUGUCUUGCUGGAGGUGUUGCUUCUAGAAUCUUCCGUGCGCCCACCCCCGAGCUGGGGGCUGGGCUGUCUGGGGGCGGGCAGGCGCGGUAGUCUCCAUUCCUCUGCAUUUGUAAACCCAUUUUCACUGUAUCACUUUUGCCCACUGUCUCCUUUUUUCCCCCUUAACUUUGCUUCUGCGUUUUUUCUUGGCAAACAUGAAUUCAGCCUUUCAUUCCUGACAGAAAUUUCAGUUUCUCUGGGGUUUGUCAGACGGCGUGGGUACCGCGCCAGGGCUCAGGUUAAAGUGAAAAAAACUUCCAAAAAAAAAAAAAAAAAAAAAGGUUUCAAACGACUCUACCUCUGGCCGGGCCCGGCCUGUCGCGCCCUGGUAAGACUUCAGUGUUUGCAGAACAUUCAGGUAUUAAAAGGGAAAAAAAAAAAAAAAAAGAUAAAA
Acinonyx jubatus (cheetah) is the source of this 5647-nucleotide messenger RNA. RefSeq names its product AT-rich interaction domain 3A (gene ARID3A). Gene Ontology annotation, molecular function: DNA binding. The coding region runs from base 744 to 2579 and encodes 611 amino acids. The transcript is spliced from 9 exons. Gene Ontology annotation, cellular component: nucleus. Gene Ontology annotation, biological process: regulation of transcription by RNA polymerase II. Lineage: Eukaryota; Metazoa; Chordata; Mammalia; Carnivora; Felidae. The record is from RefSeq and is a predicted model, not a curated record.